Molecule: messenger RNA, 419 nt
Organism: Limulus polyphemus (Atlantic horseshoe crab)
Lineage: Eukaryota; Metazoa; Arthropoda; Merostomata; Xiphosura; Limulidae
Exons: 2
Source: RefSeq, a predicted model, not a curated record
CUCACGGCGCUAAUUUUCUUCUCAGGUUCUUGAGUUCUACUUCUUUCGUCGGACUAACAUAUUUUGCAUUUGAAAUGGAUGAACACAUCAACUUAAACUACUUUAUUGCCUGCUGUGCGGAGUUUCUAGGGGUAAUUUUGCCUUUAGGUUUCUUACACCAAUCAGGUCGCCGAUGCUCGGUAGCAGUGUCCUCUACCGUCAGCGGUGUGUUACUCCUAAGCCUUCUUAGUCCAUCCUUGGGAAGUAAGUCAUCUAAGACGCUAUUCUUUCUCAGUAAACUCACCAUAUCAACUUGCUACACAAUACUGCCUGUCUGGACUGUGGAACAGAUGCCUCUGGAGCUUCAAGAUAGUGGUCUUGGUCUUGCAGAGGUCGUUGGUCAUAUAGGACCCCUGAUUCUACCGGCAAUUAUGUAUUUU